Pipistrellus nathusii (Nathusius's pipistrelle) is the source of this 1653-nucleotide messenger RNA. NCBI's taxonomy places the organism in Eukaryota, Metazoa, Chordata, Mammalia, Chiroptera, Vespertilionidae. The record is from the annotation of a GenBank genome assembly.
AUGUCCCCCACCGUCUCCCACAAGGACAACAGUCGGCAGCGCCGGCCGGGGACUUUCAAUCACUCUCUGGAUAUGAAGAGCGGGCCCCUGCCGCCGGGCAGCUGGGAUGACUGUCAUCCGGACGUGGCGGGCGGAGAAGGGGACAAAGAAGCUCUUCUCUGGGACACUGGCAUCAGUGGUUUCUCAAAGCCCCCGCGGAGCUGCCGGGCCGAGCUAAGCAGCAUUCUGCUGUUGCUUUUUCUUUACGUGCUGCAGGGCAUUCCCCUGGGCCUGGCGGGGAGCAUACCGCUCAUUCUGCAGAGCAAAAAUAUUAGCUACACCGAUCAGGCUUUCUUCAGCUUGGUCUUCUGGCCCUUCAGUCUCAAGUUGCUCUGGGCCCCGCUGGUUGAUGCAGUUUACUUUAGGAACUUCGGUCGGCGGAAGUCUUGGCUUGUCCCCACGCAGUAUGUCCUGGGGAUCUUCAUGAUGUAUCUGUCCACGCAGGUGGACCGAUUGCUCGGGAACACUGAUGGCAGAGCCCCCGAUGUGGUGGCCCUCACGGUGACCUUCUUUUUGUUUGAGUUCCUGGCGGCCACACAGGACAUCGCGGUGGAUGGUUGGGCAUUGACUAUGUUAUCCCGGGAGAACGUGGGUUAUGCUUCGACCUGCAAUUCGGUGGGCCAAACAGCAGGCUACUUUCUGGGCAAUGUUUUGUUUUUGGCCCUUGAAUCUGCCGACUUUUGCAACAAGUAUUUGCGGUUUCAGCCUCAACCCAGGGGGAUCGUUACUCUCUCAGAUUUCCUUUUUUUCUGGGGAGCUGUAUUUUUGAUAACAACAACUUUAGUUGCCAUUCUGAAAAAAGAAAACAAAGAGGUAUCAGUAGGAAAAGAAGAAACCCAAGGUAUCACAGAUACUUACAAGCUGCUUUUUGCAAUUAUAAAAAUGCCGGCAGUUCUGACAUUUUGCCUUCUGAUUCUAACUGCAAAGAUUGGUUUUUCAGCAGCAGAUGCAGUAACAGGACUGAAAUUGGUAGAAGAGGGAGUACCUAAAGAACAUUUAGCCUUAUUGGCAGUUCCAAUGGUUCCUUUACAGAUAAUAUUGCCUCUGAUUAUCAGCAAAUACACUUCAGGUCCCCGGCCACUAGAUGUAUUUUACAAAGCCAUGCCCUACAGAUUAUUGCUUGGAUUAGAGUUUGCUCUGCUGGUUUGGUGGACUCCUAAAGUAGAACAUCAAGGGGGAUUCCCUAUAUAUUACUAUUUCGUACUGCUGCUGAGUUAUGCGUUACAUCAGGUUACAUUGUACAGUAUGUAUGUUUCCAUAAUGGCUUUUAAUGCAAAGGUUAGCGAUCCACUUAUUGGAGGAACAUAUAUGACCCUUUUAAACACCGUGUCCAAUCUGGGAGGAAACUGGCCUUCUACAGUAGCCCUUUGGCUAGUGGAUCCCCUCACUGUGAAAGAGUGUAUAGGCGCAUCAAACCAGAGUUGUCGAACAGCUGAUACUAUUGAGCUUUGCAAAAAACUCGGUGGCUCAUGUGUUACAGCGCUGGAUGGUUAUUAUGUGGAGUCCAUUAUUUGUGUGCUUAUUGGAUUUGGGUGGUGGUUCGGUUUUGGUCCAAAAUUUAAAAAGUUGCAGGAUGAAGGACUGUCUUCAUGGAAGUGCAAAAGGAACAAUUAG